This is a messenger RNA of Gryllus bimaculatus (two-spotted cricket), 3010 nucleotides long. The record is from the annotation of a GenBank genome assembly. NCBI's taxonomy places the organism in Eukaryota, Metazoa, Arthropoda, Insecta, Orthoptera, Gryllidae.
GUUGUCGGUGUUGUUACUUGAGACAAACUGGCUGGAAUAUUUGACAGAGAGCUCUCCUAAGACCUCCCAGAGCUUCAACAUGGAUGAUCAUCAGGAUUCUGGUGAUACAAUAAAAGAAAGUUUAAAAAUAUAUGAGCAAUUGCAAGAUGCCCCUCUCCCAUCUGGAAGUCCUGAGGUGUUACAUCUGGAUCCAAAUGUGUCUGCUAAAGAAAAUUCCCUUAAAGUAGAAAAAGGCGAUUCCAUACAGUGUGGUUCUAUGGUGCGUCCAUAUGCCUCAUCCGAGUCCUCAGAUUCUGAAGUUCCUGGUCUUGGUGAAGUGAAAGAUAUAUUUGAUGCCUUGUCAGUGAGCGAUGAUGAGGCUAUUGGAUGCCCUUUACCAAGUACUCCAGAAGACGAAAGUGCCUUUGUAUCAGAAAUCACAGAAACUCUUAAAGCAGGAGUGUUGGCAGAUGAAAUAGAUUUAACCUCUCUAGCCCAGAAUCCAACACAAGAGACUGAAAAGUUUGUUCUGAAAGUUUGUGAUUCAUGGAGAUUGUGUUGCUACAAUAGCUUGCCUGCAUGGAUGCAAGACAAUGAUUUUGUGAUUGGUGGAUACAGACCACCUACGCCAAGCUUUUAUGCUUGCUUCAAAAGCAUAUUUAAGUUGCACACUGAGACAGCCAACAUCUGGACUCAUUUAUUAGCAUGUAUUGCCUUUAUUGCUAUGGCAAUACAUUUUUUGAGUCAAACAUCAGAAGUAUUGGAGCUGCCAGAAAAGGUGGUUUUUUCCACUUUUUUCCUGGGUGCAAUUCUUUGCUUUGGUUUGUCUUCUGCAUACCACAUCCUGCAUUGCCAUUCUGAAUGUAUUGGGAGACUAUUCAGCAAACUAGAUUACUGCGGAAUAGCUUUGCUGAUUAUAGGAUCAUUUGUACCAUGGUUGUACUAUAGUUUUUAUUGUCAAUUUCAUCUCACAGUGAUCUACUUGAGUAUUGUGGUAAUUUUUGGAAUUACAUCAAUUGUAGUAUCCCUGUGGGAAAAGUUCAGUGAGCCAAGAUUCAGACCCUUACGAGCUGGAUUGUUUUUAGCUUUUGGGUUAAGUGGUCUGAUACCAGCGGUGCAUUAUGCCAUAAAAGAAGGGUGGAUGAAUGCUGUUUCACAUGCCUCUUUGCAUUGGCUAUUCAUCAUGGGAGGGUUAUACGUUGUCGGUGCCCUGAUUUACGCAUGGCGUGUACCUGAACGAUUUUUUCCGGGAAUGUGUGAUAUAUGGUUUCAAAGCCACCAGAUAUUUCAUGUGUUUGUCAUUGCAGGUGCAAUUGUUCACUACCAUGGAAUUUCUGAAAUGGCAAUGUACAGAUUGACGUAUAUUGAUUGUGGAAAUCCAAUUUACGCAUAACUUGAAAAUAUUUAAAGGAUUUAUGUAAGGGUAGACAUAUUUAGUGUCUGCAUUAGAAAAUUCUAAGUUAAAGCAUGAAGACACUAAUUGUUUCCUGUUGUGUCGAUUGUUGUAUAAAUUUUAAUUCUAUAUUGACCAAAGAAAUUUGUUGAUGUUAAAAGAUGACUAAAAUUAAUGAAAUUAUUUCCAGAAAAUUUCAACUAAUAUCCAUUUAACAAUAACUUAGUAAGCUAUAUAUUCUUGGAUUUCUUUUUCAUUGUGUGGAAAAAAUAAUUCAAAUGAAAUAAAAUAAAAUUGUAUUAUUUUUUAAUAGACAUUAGUAAUUAUAAGUCAAGAGAGCUCUCUUGGAGGGCAUUUACUUGUGGUGCUAAAUGAAAUACAUUGGUAUCUGAUACUGAAUUUGCCAUCCAUGAAUGAAAAGUUCAAGUUGCUUAUGACAAUUCAUAUAUUUUACUUAUUUUAAAUCAUAUCCUUAUUAUUUGUGUAUCUAUGUGAUAGAUUCUAACAUCAAAAUACUUUAUUGAUACAGAUUUUGUAGAGAAUGUUGUGCCUUCUUCAUCUAAACAAUAUCAAUUUGUUUCAAUCCAUUUGUUUUAAUAGAGGCUAUAAUAUUUUAUGUCAAUGUUCCCUGGAUAAGCAAUAAAUUGUUGUGUCUAACUGAAAUAUUAAUUUUCUUCUUUUAUAAAAAAAUAAAAUUGCUCUUGUCUCAGAACAUAGUGAUAAGGGUUGAAAGAAAAUUAAAAUUUAGAAGUGGUAGGAUAGGUUAUUUUGUAUUUUGUUUUGAAGAUUGUUCAUGAACAUUUCUGUAACCUCUCUUUUCAUGUAGCAAGUAGUUUGAAAUGUUUUCAGAUUCAUUGAGCUGAUAAGUUUUAAUUUGAAAAGGAUAUUCAGGUCAAUUUCUCAAUUUAACCAAGAGAAGUUGACCUGGCUAGCAAAGUCUGAUGAGGUUGUACCAUCAUAACUUUCUCUGUCAAAUGAGUUGUGGGUUUGAACCCAGCUUUAGGCAUGGGUAUUUGAUGUGUCAAUGGCAGGGCUCUUCCAAACCCCAUGCAUCGUUAUUUCAACUGUUUUCCUUCUAUUCCUAGAGUUUUUACCCUCCUUGAUAAUCAGUCUAUAUACUGCUGAGAUGAGUCUCUGGAGGACUUCUUACAGUCCAAGUGAGAGAGGCCCAUUCUUCCUUGCCAUGAUAUGCACAUACUCAGUGUAAUGAACUAAGUGCGGCCUCUACCGCAAAACAUUUAUCCAAGCCCCCUUUAUAAAAGUGUAAAGCUAACACAAGUAGUGAUACUACCUUCAAUAAUACAAAUAUCCUCUAAAUACAGGCCCUCUUUUACUCGGGCUGACCUGCAUUGCAGACGUUGCGAGCCCAAAUGUUACGCCACUGCACAUACUGUCUCUGUGCCUUGGUUCAAAGGGACACAGGUCAAAUUUCACUUUGCACACUCUUUUGAAUUUUGAGGGUCUGAUAAGCCCAAUUCCAAGGAAGGUUUACCUCUGCAUUGUUUGAAGUAGGUUUGUGUUUAAUUUGGUAAAAAGGUUAAAAACGUCAGCUGGAAAAAAACAUUUAUGUUAACAAGGAAAAGAGAAAAGAAAAAAAAAAUAGCUUUGUAGGCAUGCAAUGGAAUUUGUCUGGUUAAU